GCACGGCUUCGCGCUUGCUCGCACCUGUUUGAAUCACCGGCGGUGGCUCUCGCCUCCUCGGAAGGCGCAACCCUCCCCCAAGGACACCGGUCGUCCGCCGGCACGGCCCACGGCGUCGUCACCGGGAAGUUGACUCAAGCCACCCGAUUCCGUGGCACGCGGCGGCACAAUUGAGACGCGUGCGUGGCUGCAGCGCGCCAGAAGCGCGAGCGGUGCGACAGGAGAAUUGUCAAGCGAGCCGCGCUUGAGACGGCCGACUCCCCCCACAUCAUCGCCAGAGCCGCCGGUCCGACCGCGCUUUGCAGUUCGCACCGAUCGCGCAGUGUUUAACGGAGGGAGGAAGGGAGUUGCGACGCGUGCGGGGCGUCGUCGCUGGUGUUGCGGCUGUCGCACACUGCGCUUCGGCGACGCGCUUUGCGGCGCGCUCUUUUCCCGAGGCGCCCCGAGUGGUGCGCACGUGCGCGACUAGCGCAGGGGAAGGGGACACACCGCCGCCGCCACCACCACUCCGUCGCCGGAUGCCGGCGAGCGACGGAUGUUUGCCCCAAGGAAGCGCGCGUUAUUAUCGCUCCCUUUGUUUCUUUUAUUCGCCAAGCGAUCGGCAGCCGAGUAACAGCGGGGGGCUGCCGCCGCACGCCGCCGAGGUGGUCCGUCGUCAAGAGCGGCGCGUCGUGUCUGGAGCGAGCGCGGUUCAACCGCCGGAACCUGCACCAAUGGCCCGCUCGAAGAAACGACCAGCGACUCCGACCGUGGAGGCAUCUCCUGCGCAACCCGCUCUGCUUCCGUUGUUCGUGAUUUUCCUCUGGAUGACCACUUCGCUGACGUCCGCGUUCAAUCUGGACACUCAGUUUCCUGUGGUGCUUCGCGGAGCUGCUGGAAGUCACUUUGGAUACUCAGUGGCUUUGCAUGCGGGCGGCCAGCUUGGAAUGCAGGCUCUCGUAGGUGCGAUUCGGGCGAACUCGUCGCACGGCAACUGGCACGGAAUCCACGAACCGGGCGUGCUCUACCGCUGUCCGCUACUCGAGGAAGGCCGGCCCUGCGUCGAGCUGCUCGUCGACGCUACGGGCAACGAGGACCACGAAGAUGCUAUUGAAAAUAUGCGCUACAAAGACCUGAAGGACAAUAUGACCCUUGGCAUGGCCCUUGAUGUUUCACCCGACGGGAGCGUUGUGGUCUGUGCACCCCUGUGGAAAAACCAGAAAUGGUACGGAGUCCACCUAGCUAAUGGCGCUUGUUACGUGCUCGAUCGAAACCUUAGGCGGCCUAAGAAACUGGUCCCACUAGUCAAAAGAAAUGACCAAAUAGACCAAAAUCAAAGUACCUCAACAGCCCAGCAGUCGGUGAACUACGACUACUACUACUACGCGGCGGAGCUGGGAUUCUCGGCGGCCUUCACGGAGGACGGCAGACUAGUCCUCGGUAUACCAGGCUUUUACAACUGGGAAGGUUCAAUAACACGCUACAACCAAGCACAUCAACUCACAAGUCAUCACAUGCUUCUAGGUAGAAAGGAGAAAGAUUCGUACAAAGGCUACUCCGUCACAACGGGAAGGUUAUUCCAGGAGCGCGAGCUCACCGUCGCCGCUGGGUCACCGCGUGGCGCCGACUACAAAGGACAGGUGCUCCUAUUCGGAAUCGACGGCCCGGGCAACGACAGGGGCGUCGUAAUCAAGAGCCGCCUCUCCGGAUCGCAGAUGUGCGAGUAUUUUGGUUCUUCGCUUCUGGCCACCGAUCUGGAUGGCGACGGCAUCGAUGACUUGCUCGUAGGCGCCCCAAUGCACAGCAUACCGGGCGGGCAGGACGAAGGGCGCGUCUACGUCUACCGAAGCAACGGCGUGGGACUGUACGCUUCCGGCCACUUGGAGGGACACCGAGCCACGGCCGCCCGCUUCGGAACCAGCAUCGCCAAAGUCGGCGACCUCAACCUGGACGGAAUUCAAGACGUGGCUGUCGGCGCACCCUACGAGAACGACGUGGGAGCCGUGUAUAUUUACCACGGGUCGCCCACGCUUGGCGAAAGGACCGUCUACGCGCAGAGAAUAGACGCGAGCACCGUGUCGUCACGCAUCGGGGCGCCUUUGAAAGGGUUCGGCAUUAGCAUCUCCAAGGGACUGGACGUCGACGCGAACCACUACGACGACGUUCUUGUCGGGUCUUACAUGGCGGACAAUGCCGUUCUGUUUAGAUCUCGUCCGAUCGCGCAGCUGAGAGGCGUCAUCACGCCCGAGGUCGGAAUGAUCACUGCCGACAUGGGUAAAUGCGAAAUCUCUGGCGGAUCCGAAUUCUCGUGCUUCAAGCUCAAUACCUGCAUCGAGUACACUGGAAAAUUUGUCAAUAAUACUGCCGACGUGGAGGUGGAGUUGACGCUGGACGUGAACCGCAAGGUGGAUAGCCGUCUCGUGCGGGGAUUCAUGUUCCGCGACCAAGACCGCGUCGACAAGUACAGCUCUCUGGUGCAGGCGAGGAAAGGACACACGACAUGCGAAAGCAGGCUCGUCUAUCUAGACGAGACCUUCGUCGAUCCGCUCAUACCGUUCGCCGUGCGGAUGGAGUACCGGCUGCGUGACACCGGUGACCAGCGCUGGUGCCCCACUUGCCCAGUUCCCGACAGGGGGUUUCCGCUUGCCGUCACAAAAGCGAUUCCGUAUCAGCACGGCUGUGGGUCGGACGAAGUUUGUCGGGCGGACUUGAAGCUGGACCUCAAUAUCAUCGGCUACGAUGGAUCCCCGCUAGUGGUCGGCGAGCGUCGGGAUCUCUCGGUGUCACUUUUUCUCGAGAACGCCGGCGCCACGGACCCUGCGUAUCUGGCUCGCGUACUGGUCACUCUACCGGACCGCGUGCGAGUGGUCAACAAGGACCGCUGCAGUGUCCAGCAGGACCCGGCCCACCGGAGGUCGCUCAUCGUCUGCGAUGCUGGGAACCCGCUCCGGCCUUCGAGAAACGCUUUCUUCCUGCUGAAACUUGAUAUGAGUCAAGUCGAGGACACCUUCAACCUAACCGCCGAAGCUACGACGACCAGUGAGGAAGCAACACCGAACGACAACAAGGUCGUGAUCACACUUCCUUUCGUACACCAGGCAGACAUCUCCAUGCUGGGGAAAGCCAAGCCCGAAGUAGUCACUUUCAAUGCACAAACAAAGGCUAUUCAACUGGAACAUGGUUUUGUCCUCGCCAAGCUGUACGCAAGUCCAAUACAGCAAGUUCAGCUAUCUGUCCGCGUGCCCUACGUUUUCAGCGAAUCGGAGAAACCCAUCGCCUUCGUCAAGCAAAUUAGGGUGUUGCAGGGUGACCUGUUCGUGCCCGGCACUUGCCGCAACAUGGAGGGAGUGGUCAAGAGCAUCGAGGGCGACCAGGCCGGACGAAAGAGCGACGACGAUUCGCGGCACGACGUGCUCGCCACGCGGAACGGCAGCCUGGGCGGCCGCGUCCAGCGGUCGGUGCCUGAACACGAGUCCCCGCACUCCGAAAAACUCACCGCUCUGCUCUAUCAGAACGUGCCGCCCCUGAACUGCAAGACUUCACUCUGUCACGAAAUCAGAUGCAACUUCGGGCCGUUUCUCACCAGACAGAAGAUUGCCCAGAUAAUACUGUCUGUUGUCGUCAACAUGGAAGAGUUCACGAGACAAGCUGGCUCCUGGUAUGCGUUCAGCGUUGGCUCUGAAGGUUACCUGAAGAUCCUGGACAACACAACCUUCUUGACUGACCCGCAAUCCCGCAAGGAGAUUCGUGUGGCAACUGUUUUCCAGAAGGAAGGCCCUCCACCAGCAGAAAAGGUGGCCACUUGGAUCAUCGCAGCAAGCGCCUUCUCUGGCCUCAUCCUCUUCUCUCUGAUUAUCGCUGGACUGGUUCACUUGGGCUUCUUCCGCCGGCGACAGCGCGAGGCACUGGAGAAGCUUCUGCAGGAGGAGAACGACAAUGAGUGGAACGAGUUCACUGUUACGAAAGCCGACGUGGAGGCUGAGAAGGAGUUUUUCCGCAAGAGCAUGAUGAUUGGUGCCGCCGACCUGAAAGUGCUCCAGGAACAGAUAGAAGGCAGUACCGAAGAUGUCAAGGAUCUUGGCUGAGACUGACUAGCAUAACUGCUGGUUGAAAAGUGACACAUCAAGGCCUUGAACGGUUCAGCAUGUGUUGCAUUAAUAUGACGACAAGUGAAGUGCAAAGUGCGACCUUUAAACUUUUCGUCGUCCAGCGGCGACGGUUCUGGGACACCUUGCACCUCUCAUUUGAGACUAUUCCCGGCGAGGCAUACAGGAGACUGCACCUAGCUCAAUGGUGUGCCUGCUACCUGUACGAUUUGUGGUGACAAUGUUCUGUUGGACUUUCCUUUUUCUUUCUUCUUACUCUGUGCCCAUUGCUUUGGAAAGUAAGAAAACAAGACAGAUGCAGAACUAUAAGAGGAACAUGCUGUAAAAUAUUUAAUCUAGGUCAUGACAGUGCAGAACAUUCCUCUGACGGAGUGCUUUCUUGUAUCAAGCGCCAACCUGGCCUCAAUGCGAGCUCAGCAGCAGAGUAAAAGGUACAUUGCAGUAUACAAAUUCAUGGAUAUAAAAUGCUUCCAUGGUUCAAUGUAGCCCAAAGUGAUUAUUACUGACAAGAGACAUGUCUCUUCAAGCCUGCAGAUCCAGAUUGUGAUUUUUGCAAGUUUUAACUGUACAUUGCCAGUUUGUAUGGAAAGCAUUUGUAGCAGUGACGUGAACACACUAUGCAACGUGUACCUAUACCUAAGAAUAACUUUCCAUGGCCUUUGGCUAAAAUAUUUGUUAGUGCACCAUCAUGUGGCUUUCGCUUGCAUGUUGCAACAAUACAACCAUUGUGCAGAAAGGGAUAUGGUGAACCAGUAGCACAUAUACACUCUUUCUACUUCCUGGCCUUGUUAUAAAAGCGCAAGGACAAAUGAUUGAAGCAUUAAAUUAAUUUAAUUCAGCUACCCAUACCAUGCUUGAUAUCAGAUAUAUGGCAGGCAGAAGGAAGAAUGCCACUAUAGAUACUUUGUCCUUGCCAGCAGUGAUUUCAUUGGUUCAUGAGCGCUUAACACUCUCAAGACCUUGAAUGACAACAUGCUUAGUUUUAUCUUCCUUUUGCCUGCAAUCCACAUGUGAUUGUGUGCAUAUGCAGUAGCCUAACAAACACGUACUGACAGGUAGCAAAUUCUAAAGGCAGCCAAAAAUAAUUUCGAGGCAGUUUGUGGGAAAAUUUAAUUUCCUUUAUUUCCAUGCACUUCAUGUGCAAAAUUCUGCUGUUGCAUGAGCAUAAAAAUUUAUUUUAGAUUUUCUAUGGAA
Molecule: messenger RNA, 5279 nt
Organism: Dermacentor albipictus
Lineage: Eukaryota; Metazoa; Arthropoda; Arachnida; Ixodida; Ixodidae
Product: integrin alpha-9-like
Biological process (GO): cell adhesion mediated by integrin; integrin-mediated signaling pathway; cell-cell adhesion
Cellular component (GO): external side of plasma membrane; integrin complex
Molecular function (GO): integrin binding
Source: RefSeq, a predicted model, not a curated record